AUGUCGUACAAUCAGUCUCAACAAUCUGGACCCCCGCAAUACGGUCAGGGCCAGCCUUUCCAGGCUCAGGGCUUCCAGCAGCAUCCUCAGCCUCACUAUGGCCAACAGCAGCAGUAUCCUCCUCAUCAACAGAAUUUGCCUCAGCAGCCGUAUCCGCCUCAACAGCAGUAUCCACCUCAACAGCAGUAUCCGCCUCAGCAGCAGUAUCCGCCCCAGCAGCAGUAUCCACCUCAGCAGCAGUAUCCACCUCAACAGCAGUAUCCGCCUCAACACCCCGGCGGCUAUGCUGGUGGUUCAAGUGGCCCCCAGCAGGGUCACCCACAGCCUCAACAGGCCUCUUACGGGCAGCAGGGCCAAUAUCCUUUGCCCGGACCUGGUAUGCCUCCUCAUUCUUAUGCACCGCAACCACAAAUGCCAUCCUUGGGUUAUGAUCCAAAUGCAGUCGCAAUGGGCGACUACGCGCGAGAAGCAGACUCUCUACGUAAAGCCAUGAAAGGCUUUGGUACAGAUGACAAGACGUUGAUCAUGGUUCUCGCACCACUGGAUCCUCUGCAAAUGGCCGCUGUGCGGGCAGCAUACUCGAAGAGGCACCAGCGAGAUCUUCACAAGGACAUCCAGUCUGAGACGUCGGGACACUUCGAAGAAGGCCUCCUAGCUAUUGUGGACGGUCCUUUGCAAUAUGACGCUGAGAGUGUACGCGAUGCAGUCAAAGGUGCUGGCACCAAAGAAUGGCUUCUAAACGAUGUACUCUUGGGUCGGAGUAAUGCGGAUAUACAUGCGAUCAGGACUGCAUAUCAGCACCAGUACCAUCGCUCCCUUGCGGAUGAUGUCAAGGAUGAUCUAUCGAUGAAGACGGCAGAUCUUUUCACUGCCGUCUUGCUGGGAAACAAGUGUGACGAAUUUGCCCCGAUCAACCACCAGGAUAUUGAUUCGGACGCUCGUACUAUACACGAGACCACAGCCGGCCGUGUAGUGAAUGAUGCCACUGAAGUCUGCGCUAUAUUUGCCCGCUCGUCGAAUGCAGAACUUCGGGCGAUCAGCCACGCCUUCCAUGAGCGUUACUCUAUCUCGCUCGAGAAACAUCUUGAAAACUGCUUUUCGGGGCACUUGGAAGAUGCUCUCGUUCAUAUUCUCCGCAGCGCGAUUGAUCCGGCAAUGCGCGAUGCUUGUCUCAUACACUCCUGUAUCGAUGCCUCAAGUUCGCGUCUUGUUAGUCGUAUUGUUCGUCUCCAUUGGAAUCGGGCUCAUAUGGAUCAAGUGAAGCAGGCCUACCGACGGAAAUUUGGAAAGGAUCUUAUUUCUCGUGUGCGAAGCGAGAUGGACGGUGAUUGUGAGCGUCUGCUCAUUGCUUUGCUUCAGUAG
Penicillium verhagenii is the source of this 1362-nucleotide messenger RNA. Its product is annotated as annexin. Gene Ontology annotation, cellular component: cytoplasm. Gene Ontology annotation, molecular function: calcium ion binding; calcium-dependent phospholipid binding. The transcript has 2 exons. The record is from RefSeq and is a predicted model, not a curated record. Lineage: Eukaryota; Fungi; Ascomycota; Eurotiomycetes; Eurotiales; Aspergillaceae. The coding region runs from base 1 to 1362 and encodes 453 amino acids.